AUGGACGAGAAUGACGCGACUCCGAAUAGCUUACAGCACGGCUCUAUCCUCGACAUAUCUCUCCCAGAAGGCUACUCCGCUGACCCAGAAGUGAGCUUAUCGUUGCAGCCCUCAGUAAACACGAGUGGUGGACGUGUGGAAGAAACCCCAGUUGAUCAUGCCAGAACCGGCGACAUCACCGAAUCGUCAUCAACCAACCACGGUGACUUGUCGGUAGAGACCCUCGAAUCGUCUCUGAAACUACAAGGUGGAGAUAUACACCGCGACAUUUUUAAGAUUAAAGCCCAGGCGAACUCACUGCGGCGAGCUGCGACAUUCUCACAUCAGCCGUCGCCUGGCUUGAGCCCGGCUGACGAACAUGCACAUCAUGGCAGGCACCGUCGGAGAUUCAGUGGCACUCUCAUCCUUGCGAAGAAUUUUGUCGAAUUCUUGGACCUAUAUGGCAGCUUUGCCGGCGAAGAUCUAGAAGACGAGGACACAUCGGAGGACGACGAGUCUGCGAUUGACGACCAUGACAUAGACGAGCCAAACGAACGCCGACCACUCAUUAUUACCCGACCAGCUGCAUUCAGACGACGCAGGAGCUCCAGGCGGCUGGCACGCGAAGGUGACGCUAGCACCGUCAAGACAUUCUUCACCCUUCUCAAAGCCUUCAUUGGGACCGGCAUUAUGUUUCUUCCCAAAGCAUUUCGUAAUGGCGGUAUUCUCUUCUCGUCCUUGACGCUGGUGGUUGUUUCACUGAUCAACUGCCUGUGCUUUCGCCUCCUGCUUGACUGUCGGCACAGAUAUGGCGGCGGCUAUGGCGAACUGGGAGUGUCCAUUGUUGGUCCCAAGUUCCGCAAUCUAAUUCUCGGCUCGAUUGCGUUAUCUCAGCUUGGAUUUGUCUGUACCGGACUGAUCUUUACUGCAGAAAACCUAUAUUCGUUCCUGAAUGCCGUAACUCAUGUUGAUAUUGGGGUACCAAGUUUGAUUGCGUUGCAGCUUCUACCUCUUGUACCACUGGCCCUAAUCCGAAAAAUCUCCAAGUUAGGGCCUGUCGCCUUGCUUGCUGACGUCUUUAUUCUUGUUGGCCUCGUAUACAUCUGGCAAUUCGAUAUACGGACUUUAGCAACACACGGAAUGGCACCCACUGUACAACUGUUCAAUCCUUCGGCCUUCACAUUGACUAUAGGCUCUGCCAUCUUCACUUUCGAGGGUAUAGGUCUCAUCCUGCCUAUUCAGUCUAGCAUGAAGAAACCGGAACAGUUCGGUGGACUUCUUUACUUUGUGAUGCUGCUCAUUACAAUCGUUUUCACAUCGGUUGGUGCCCUUUGCUAUGCUACUUUCGGCGAAGACACGAAGAUUCAGGUCAUUUCAAAUUUUCCGCAGGACGCAGUGAUAGUCAAUGCGGUGCAAUUUCUUUACUCUCUCGCCGUCCUAGCAGGCGAACCUGUUCAGUUGUUUCCAGCCGUACGCAUCAUCGAAACGUCUUUAUUUGGGGAGAGGGCUACCGGCAAGAAGAGCAUUGCCAUCAAGUGGCAGAAGAAUGCGGCUCGGACCCUGGUAAUGGGUCUUUGUGUCGUCAUCAGCAUGGUCGGUGCCAGUGAUUUGGACAAGUUUGUCGCCUUAAUUGGAAGUUUUGCAUGUGUGCCACUUGUAUACAUUUACCCGGCGUAUCUACAUUAUAGGGGUGUUGCGGAAUCGCCGUGGGCAAAGACUUUGGAUCUGACAAUCAUGAUCGUAGGCUUGAUUGCCAUGCUUUACACAACAUCGGUCACCUCUGCUCAAUGGAUACAGGGCUAG
Molecule: messenger RNA, 1782 nt
Organism: Metarhizium album ARSEF 1941
Lineage: Eukaryota; Fungi; Ascomycota; Sordariomycetes; Hypocreales; Clavicipitaceae
Product: Amino acid transporter, transmembrane
Exons: 1
Coding region: 1-1782 (593 amino acids)
Biological process (GO): amino acid transmembrane transport
Molecular function (GO): amino acid transmembrane transporter activity
Source: RefSeq, a predicted model, not a curated record